This is a messenger RNA of Ruditapes philippinarum (Manila clam), 2508 nucleotides long. RefSeq names its product fidgetin-like protein 1. Gene Ontology annotation, molecular function: ATP hydrolysis activity; ATP binding; microtubule severing ATPase activity. Bases 158 to 2308 code for a protein of 716 amino acids. NCBI's taxonomy places the organism in Eukaryota, Metazoa, Mollusca, Bivalvia, Venerida, Veneridae. The record is from RefSeq and is a predicted model, not a curated record. The transcript is spliced from 19 exons.
AUUUUCCCGGGAAAAAUGAAAAUGUAAACUCCUGAUAACAAUUUAACUGUUUAAUGGGAAUUCCUAUGAUAAAAUAACAUUAUCACUUAUUGAAACUGAAAAAAAAGUGGUAAAAUUCUGAAUUGCACUUGUCUUACAUGUAUGUUCGCUACCCAUAAUGGAAUUCUCCAAAGAGCAUAAAGAUUUUUUAUCACAUUAUCAAAGUUUGGUGCUUGACCAGAAGUUAGAAAAUGGAACUGCCAGUGCAAAAGCUGAAUUACUGAGGAAGACGAUGGCACAUCUUCAAUAUGCUAAACUCUCAGGAUUGGUUGGUGAGAAUGCUGUAGACAGUGUGAAGAGACAAUAUGAAGACAUGUACAUAAAUAUUGUAGAUUCCUUUGAUGAACAUACAGGCUUAAACAAUUAUGCUGAAGGGGCUCUAGCACUGUGUAGUGGAAACAAAAAUGAGAGCCAGAAUUGGAAAAGUUCUUUAACAUUAGAUAAAAUCAAAUCAUUGCCCUAUAUAAAGAAUGCAAUGAAAAAUUCACAGGAGUCUACGCAUCGGAUGGUACCUGGUCAAAGGUUGUCAGAACCAUUACCACAAAGUAAAAAAGAGAACCAGCCUCCAAAUCUUCCAUUUCAAAAUAUGUCAGUGCCACAAAAUGUUUCCCUGCCACAAAAUGCCUCAAAAUUUAAAUUCCAAAGUGUGAGAAAAGGAGCAGAGGCAAAUUCUACAGAGAGAGUGAUGAAUUUGUAUCAGAAUUCAGGUAGUGAUAAUCAACAAAGUUUUCCUAUAAGACCUAGUGAACAAAGUGUACCUCAAGUACCACAGAAUAAUUUCUUCAAUAAAAUACCUAAUGAGAGACAGAAAAACCAAAACAUGGAAGACAAUAACUUGAGAGGAAGUAGACAACCAUUGUUUUCAACUGGAGCUAGGAAUCAGGCUUCUAAUCAAUAUGGAUCUGGUCAAGGGAAUCAGUAUCAACCUAAUGUGGGGAACCAGUACGGACCAAAUCAAGGGAACCAGUAUGGGCUUAAUCAGGGGAACCGUAACCGAGAGUAUGGAUCAAAGAGAGGUUAUAAUGAGACAGUAGAGACAGGUGAAGAUGAUGAUGAGAGAGUUAGUAAAUCUACCAAUGCCUUCAGGACAGCAAAACAACAAAUGGAUAUAGACAACCAGAGAAAGUAUGGUGGUGGAGGACAGACUCGUGGUUCUGUAAAUACAUCUUCAUAUGGUACAGGGAAAAAAUCACUUGGGACAAGAAGAGGUUUAAACAGCAAGUUUGUGCCACCUGUGAUGAGUAAAGAUGGAGAUGACUUUGGGAAUCAAACAGCAAAUACAAUAACAAGAGCUGUGUUGAAGACAGGUGGAAGUGAAGGUGGAGCAGGGGGCGGGGCUAAUAUAGAAGAUUUAGAUGAUGAAAGGUUGAAGGGUAUAGAACCUAAAAUGGUGGAACUGAUCAUGAAUGAGAUAAUGGACAAUGGUCCACCAAUGACCUGGGAUGACGUGGCAGGACUGGAGUUUGCUAAGAAAACAAUCAAAGAAAUAGUAGUGUGGCCUAUGCUUAGACCGGAUAUAUUCACUGGUUUAAGAGGUCCCCCAAAAGGUUUGUUACUGUUUGGUCCCCCUGGUACUGGGAAAACAUUAAUAGGAAAGUGUAUAGCUAGUCAGUCCAAGUCAACAUUCUUCUGUAUAAGUGCUUCAUCCCUGACUUCAAAAUGGGUCGGGGAAGGAGAGAAGAUGGUUCGAGCCUUGUUUGCCGUGGCACGUUCCCGUCAACCUGCGGUUGUGUUUAUAGACGAGAUAGACUCACUACUUACACAGAGAACAGAUGGUGAAAAUGAAGCAUCAAGGAGAAUUAAAACAGAAUUUCUUGUUCAACUAGAUGGUGCUUCAACUAGUUCUGAGGAUAGAUUAUUGGUGAUUGGUGCUACAAACAGGCCACAGGAGAUUGAUGAAGCAGCAAGGCGUCGGUUUGUAAAGAGAUUAUAUAUCCCACUACCAGAAUAUCCUGCGAGGAGAACUAUUAUAACAAAUCUACUACGUCAACAAUCAUACAACCUGACAGAUGAACAGCUAGAUACAAUAUGUGCCAGAACUGAUGGAUUUUCUGGAGCAGACAUGGCCACAUUGUGUAGAGAGGCUGCCCUAGGUCCUAUAAGAGAUAUGUCAUUUAGUGAUAUAGAAAAUAUAUCUGCUGAUCAGGUGAGACCGAUAGCUAGUCAAGAUUUUGAGGAAGCUUUACAGAAUGUCAAGCCGUCGGUUUCUGAUAAAGAUCUCGACAUUUAUAUAGAGUGGAAUAAUACAUUUGGCAGUGGACACAGAUGAUAUCAUGUUAAUAUAUUCUUGUUAGUGUACCAUAAUAUUAAAACAUUCUAUAAAAAUUAAAAAUGCUGUCCGUAAAAUAACAGAACUUACCUUAAUGGUCAGUUUAUGGUUUUUCUCAGGUAAACUUGAAAACUAAAUGUUGCUAUACACUUUAAUAUUCUUUCAGAAAUUAUUGUUAUGAAUAAAAUAAAAAAAACUAA